UUCUGUAAUCCGAUGGACAAGAAUGCUCCUCCGGGUAACGAUGGGACCCGCAGAACACGUGGCCACAUCUACACUGAAACCCUAGCAGCCCCACCUUCUUCUUGCACGCAUUACAUCUACCAUUCUUCCUCUUCUUCUUCUUCUCUACCACAACCGUCGCCUCUUCAGUCUUUUCCAACUCCUUCGCCUCUUCAGCUGCUGUUUCCGUGUGGACACUCAAAGUGGUCAAAACAGAGGUUCUUGGUCUGUGACGUGCUGAAGAAGCCACAACCUCUAAUGCAAAGAGAAGGUUCUCCGUACCAAAUCGCCAGAAAGUCAAAGAGAGAGUUAGAGAGACAGGACGAGGCGGGGUCGUUAGGUCAGGGCUCGGACAAGGGUUUGUGUUCUGAUGUUCAACACGGGAGAUGAUAGCAGAGAUGUGAUCAAGAUUGGUCAUAUCAGUAGGAUGAACCGUAUUGAAAUCAUUGGAGGAUGUUUGAGUCUCUCUUCUGC
Molecule: messenger RNA, 492 nt
Organism: Thlaspi arvense
Lineage: Eukaryota; Viridiplantae; Streptophyta; Magnoliopsida; Brassicales; Brassicaceae
Source: the annotation of a GenBank genome assembly